CUCAUAUAUCCGGAUACGCAUAGGACCACGAGCCGCAGCCGACAUCCCACGCUCGCUUCCGCCGACUACAUUCCCCACCUGAGACGGCGGCAACCAUGGACCCGUACUCGGCAGAAGGCGAGCUGGUCACCAUCCACAGCCAGUUCCACCAGGGCCAGUAUCAGGAGGUGUUAGACUUCGACGCGUCGGCGCUGGCGGCCACGAAUGCGGUGCCGGCGCGCGUGCUAGCCCACCGCGCGCGCAUCGCCCUCGGGCAGGCUGAGGAGGUACUCGCCGAGGUCCAGGGCGAGUCCGCCCCCGAGCUGGCCGCUGUCGCCGCCCUCGCCGAGCUGCGCCUGGGCCGCGCCGACGCCGCUGUCGCUGUCGCCGAGCGCCUCGCCGCCUCUCCCGACGCUGCCGCCAUCGAGGCCGUCCAGGUCCUCGCUGGCACCGUCCUCCAGGCCGCCGGCAAAUCCGAUGAGGCCCUCGUCUUGCUGUCCCAGCAUACCGGCAGCCUCGACGCUACCGCCCUCAUCGUGCAGAUCCACCUGCAGCAGAACCGGACAGACCUGGCGCUCAAGGAAGUGACGGCGGCGCGGCGCUGGGCGCAGGACAGCACGCUGAUCAACCUGGCCGAGUCCUGGGUCGGCCUGCGACUAGGUGGCGACAAGUACCAGCAGGCCUUCUACGUGUUCGAGGAGCUCGCCCAGGCGCCCUCCACGUCCUCCGUAUUCUCACUCGUCUCCCAGGCCGUCUGCGAGCUCCACCUCGGCCGCGUCGAGGAGGCCCAGGCGGCCCUCGAGCAGGCCCUCGAGAAGCAGCCCGACAACGCCGACGCCCUCGCCAACCUCCUCGUACUCCACGCUGUCGUGGGCAAGGACGUCAGUGAGCUCACCAGCUCCCUCCAGAAAUCCCCCCCCCAGCACCCCCUCCUCGUCGAUCUCGAGGAGAAGAGCGAUCUGUUCGACAAGGCAGCCGCCAAGUACAGCGCCAAGGUGGCGGCGGCGUAACGCGCAGAGCCAGAAGGCCGGGAAGAAGACUCGGAGACUGAGCGCGCGAGGGCUUCGUCUCUCUCCCUCUCUCUCUAUAGUUUACCACGUACGGACGCAAAGAGAAAGGGAAAAGGGAGAGGCGUUUAGAAUCUUUUAGUUAAUUAGGUGGCCUAGCUGUUAUACCACGACAUCUGCACGAGCAAAGGAAAGCCCAAAACAAAAGGAGGGGCGCCUUACUGC
This is a messenger RNA of Durotheca rogersii, 1211 nucleotides long. RefSeq names its product coatomer epsilon subunit-domain-containing protein. The transcript has 4 exons. Bases 96 to 989 code for a protein of 297 amino acids. Gene Ontology annotation, biological process: endoplasmic reticulum to Golgi vesicle-mediated transport; intra-Golgi vesicle-mediated transport; retrograde vesicle-mediated transport, Golgi to endoplasmic reticulum. Gene Ontology annotation, cellular component: COPI vesicle coat. The record is from RefSeq and is a predicted model, not a curated record. Gene Ontology annotation, molecular function: structural molecule activity; protein binding. NCBI's taxonomy places the organism in Eukaryota, Fungi, Ascomycota, Sordariomycetes, Xylariales, Xylariaceae.